Messenger RNA from Pararge aegeria (speckled wood butterfly), 2877 nucleotides. RefSeq names its product gamma-aminobutyric acid type B receptor subunit 1 (gene GABA-B-R1). The record is from RefSeq and is a predicted model, not a curated record. Gene Ontology annotation, biological process: gamma-aminobutyric acid signaling pathway; G protein-coupled receptor signaling pathway. Gene Ontology annotation, molecular function: G protein-coupled GABA receptor activity. NCBI's taxonomy places the organism in Eukaryota, Metazoa, Arthropoda, Insecta, Lepidoptera, Nymphalidae. The coding region runs from base 1 to 2877 and encodes 958 amino acids. Gene Ontology annotation, cellular component: G protein-coupled receptor heterodimeric complex; membrane. The transcript has 14 exons.
AUGAGAAAGCUGGACAAUGACAACAUGUCCCCGCCGCGUGCGAUGACCCUGCAGGGCGCCGGGGGUCGCGAGCCGCAGGCGGGGCCCGCCCGGCACCAUGCGCCUCGAAACCCGCCCUCGACACCACGUUUUAUGAAAAACAUAACGCUUAUUAGGCUAUAUCUACAAUUUAUGUGUGUUAUCUCACAUCUGCGCUACACUUCGAUGCCGCGGGUGCGCGCGAACUUAAAUUUUCCAAAGCGUCCUCUAGUGAAAUUAAAAGUGUAUCUAUUCAAAUUUCGAACUAGUGUAUUGAUAAUUAAAUCGUUGUUAGUGAAUACUGUAGUGCAAUUAUUCGUUGUUGCCAAGUGUAGAGUGUGUGUGCGUGUGCGGAAGUGCAGCAGAGGUGCGUGCCUGCUGCUUAUGUUGAGUGGGUUGUGUAAAUACAGUGAUGGGAAGCGUGAUAAUGACCUGCAUAUUGGUGGUAUUUUUCCGAUGGAGGGCGAGGGAGGCUGGCAAGGGGGGCAGGCGUGCAAGCCUGCCGCUGAGUUGGCUCUCGCCGAUGUCAACGCGAGAUCGGAUCUUUUAUCUGGCUUUAAGCUACUUCUACAUAGCAACGAUAGUAAGUGCGAACCUGGGCUUGGUGCGAGUGUCAUGUACAACUUGUUGUACAACCCGCCGCAGAAGUUGCUGCUACUGGCUGGUUGUUCCACCGUGUGCACCACUGUUGCUGAGGCAGCGAAAAUGUGGAAUCUCAUGGUUUUAUGUUACGGUGCAUCUUCACCGGCACUGUCAGACCGAGCGAGAUUCCCCACGCUCUUCCGCACCCAUCCAUCUGCAACAGUGCACAAUCCUACGCGGAUAAAGCUUAUGCAGAAAUUCGGAUGGUCACGCAUUGCGAUAUUACAACAAGCCGAAGAAGUCUUCAUAUCGACCGUCGAAGACCUAGAAGCACACUGCAAGAAGGUAGGAAUAGAAAUAGUAACUCGGCAAUCAUUUUUGUCCGAUCCAAAUGAUGCGGUGCGGAAUCUUCGAAGACAAGACGCAAGGGUCAUCGUCGGCCUCUUCUACGUAGUAGCAGCAAGAAGAGUCCUCUGCGAAGUCUAUAAACACAAACUAUAUGGAAAAUCGCACGUCUGGUUUUUUAUUGGAUGGUAUGAAGAUAACUGGUUUGAGACAAACCUAGAACGAGAAGGUUUAGACUGCACGGCAGAACAAAUGCGGGAGGCAGCCGAGGGUCACCUAACCACUGAAGCGCUGAUGUGGAAUCAAAACGCCAAUCAGACUACAAUAUCCGGAAUGACUUCUGAGGACUUUCGAUCAAGGCUGAAUGAAGCACUACGUGAAGCCGGCUAUAACAUCGACGGGGAGAGAUUUCCGGAGGGGUAUCAAGAGGCCCCCCUAGCCUACGAUGCUGUAUGGUCCGUUGCUUUAGCCUUCAACAAAACAAUGGAAAAAUUAGAGAAGAGCGGUUUAAGCCUGAAGAAUUUCACGUACACUAAUAAGAAAAUUGCGGACGAUAUUUACGAAGCAAUAAACUCUACUUCGUUUCUAGGUGUGUCGGGUCUGGUGGCAUUCUCCUCUCAAGGAGAUCGCAUAGCGCUGACACAGAUAGAGCAGCUGACGGACAACCAUUAUGUGAAGUUGGGAUACUACGACACGCAAGCCGACAACCUCACAUGGCUAGACAGGGAGCGAUGGGUUGGUGGCAAGGUUCCGCCGGAUCGCACGGUGGUCGUGAACGAGUUGCGAACUGUAUCGCUAUCUCUGUUCGCCUGCAUGACGGCGUUAUGUAUUGCUGGAGUUUUGGCGGCCAUAGCUUUAAUAGUCUUCAAUAUCCUUCACAGGCAUAGAAGGGUCAUCCAAUGGUCACAUCCAGCUUGCAACACGGUCAUGCUCUGCGGUUGUUGCAUUUGCUUCGGCGCCGCCAUUGCUCUCGGGGUAGACGGAAGAUGGGUGCUACCGGAGCAUUUCGCCGGAAUCUGCGCCGCAAGGGCUUGGCUGCUGGCAACCGGCUUCUCCAUGGCUUACGGCGCUAUGUUCACAAAAGUUUGGCGCGUCCACCGACACACGACUAAGCCUAAAGUGGAAACAAAGAAACGUAUGCACGGAUGGAAACUGUACACGAUGGUGGGAGGUCUACUCGCGGUGGACAUGGCUUUGUUAACCGCGUGGCAAAUUAGGGACCCGCUGCAGAGGCGUGUCGAGAUAUUCCCCUUGGAAGCACCACGUCACCACGAUGACGACGUCCACAUACGCCCCGAGCUGGAGCACUGCGAGAGUGAGCACAAUACUGUCUGGCUUGGCGUAAUGUACGGCUACAAGGGUUUGGUGUUAGUUUUUGGAUUGUUUCUUGCGUAUGAAACACGUUCCGUGAAGGUGCGACAGAUCAACGACUCUCGUUACGUCGGCAUGAGUAUCUACAACGUGGUGGUUUUAUGUCUCAUAACGGGGCCAGUCACACUCGUCAUUGCAAGUCAACAGGACGCCGCCUUCGCCUUCGUCUCCCUCGCGAUUGUCUUCUGCUGUUUCCUGAGCAUGGCUCUCAUAUUUAUUCCUAAGGUUAUUGAAGUUAUACGACAUCCAACGGAACGUCCAGAAACCGGUCGAGGAUCAGGUUCAGGAUCUGCCCCUGCUGACGAGGAACGUUACCGAGAGCUUGUCAAAGAAAAUGAGGAAUUACAGAAACUAAUUGCACAGAAAGAGGAGCGGAUUCGUGUUCUUAAGCAGAAAUUAGCAGAGCGCGAGGCGGCAGCGGCCGAUGGUGUAACGCAAGGUACGGGCGCAGUGCUCGCAGACCUCGCAACUGCCACUUCUGAUUACGGCACUUCCACCAAUUACACGCGCUCUUCGAGAGCGUCAGUCUCCGACCUUGACUUUUCAGAAAGCUAUCUAUAA